Molecule: messenger RNA, 381 nt
Organism: Pipistrellus nathusii (Nathusius's pipistrelle)
Lineage: Eukaryota; Metazoa; Chordata; Mammalia; Chiroptera; Vespertilionidae
Source: the annotation of a GenBank genome assembly
AUGCAGUUGCGGGGGCGCGCCAGUGUGAUUGAAUCCAAAGAUACCCAAGAAGAACAGAAACAGGUGUGCUUACCAAAGAGCAGCCUGACACCAUGGGAAGUGUGGUUUGUUGGCAAAGAAAAAGAAGAAGGUGGCCGCCUGCAACAGAGAGCUCUAGAGGAAUUUACUCAGCAGCUAGAAAAAAGAAAAGAAAAGGAAGAAGGUGAAAAAAGAAAGAUAAUUGCUGAGGAGAAGCACAAGGAAUGGGUUCAGAAAAAGAAGGAACAGAAAAGGAAAGAAAGGGAACAAAAAAUUAAUAAAGAAAUGGUAGCAAAGCAGCAAAGGAACUGGAGAAAGAACAUUUGCAAGAAAAAGCAAAAGAAAAAUAUCAAGAAUGGUUAA